Messenger RNA from Fonsecaea multimorphosa CBS 102226, 786 nucleotides. RefSeq lists its product as uncharacterized. Lineage: Eukaryota; Fungi; Ascomycota; Eurotiomycetes; Chaetothyriales; Herpotrichiellaceae. The record is from RefSeq and is a predicted model, not a curated record. The transcript has 2 exons. The coding region runs from base 1 to 786 and encodes 261 amino acids. Gene Ontology annotation, biological process: regulation of transcription by RNA polymerase II. Gene Ontology annotation, molecular function: DNA-binding transcription factor activity, RNA polymerase II-specific; RNA polymerase II cis-regulatory region sequence-specific DNA binding.
AUGUCUGCUCAAAGCAGCGACUCGGCGUACAAUGCUCCCCGUCACCACAGGCAGAACUCGUCCUGGAAUCCGCCUUCCCAAUAUACUGAGCUCGUCAGUCCGUAUGGCACCCAAGAGCGUCCUCCGUGCACCAUCCAGACCCAAUUCCCACCUUCCAGGGUGAGCCCCUGUUUACCGUCAAUUAGAGAUUUCGACCGGUUGAAUGCAUACAGCCCUUCCUUUUCAACAACAGGCUCAUAUGGAUAUGGUGGCUCCGGAGGGCCUCCCCCGAGUCACGAGGGCUACCAUUUCAAGACGGAAACGUCCUCUUAUUAUGACCCACCUCACCGAUAUGGACAGAGUUAUCCACAGACGAACAGACCCAAUGCUCCGCAGAUGGAGUAUUCAAGGUAUCCGCCCUCACUUUAUGAGUAUCGUGGCGGUGUCACAUAUCCCUCGCCUUAUGCCGGUGAUUAUCUUCCCUCGCCGACAGGGUCCCAUCAUCCUGUCUCGCCAACAGUGUCAAAUGAAGGAUGUGGACUUCCGGGCAGGAGGCGGAGGGGCAACUUGCCAAAGCCUAUUACAGACUAUUUGCGACAAUGGUUUCUGGCCCACCUGGAACAUCCGUAUCCGACGGAAGAGGACAAGCAACAGUUUGCUCAAACGACGGGUCUGACUAUUGCUCAGAUCAGCAACUGGUUCAUUAAUGCCAGAAGACGCCAUCUCCCCGCGCUGCGUCAUCAGGUCCGGGAGCGAGCGUCACAAGCAUCGGCAGCUGAAUAUGAAUCAGACCAGGCGCGGCGUUAG